AUGCAUUACAUCACUUCCUACCUGCUGGCCGCCCUUGGGGGCAAUACCUCUCCUAGCACCAAGGACAUCAAGAAGAUCCUGGACAGUGUAGGCAUCGAGGCGGGCGAUGAUUGGCUCAACAAGGUCAUCAGUGAGUUGAACGUGAAGAACAUUGAGGACAUCAUUGCCCAGGGCAUUGGCAAGGUGGCCAGCAGACCUGCUGGUGGGGCUGUGUCCAUCACCACUGCCCCAGGGUCUGCAGCUCCUGCUGCAGGUUCUGCCCCAGCUGCAGCAGAGGAGAAGAAAGAAGAGAAGAAGGAGGAGUCAGAGGAGUCAGACGACGACAUGGGCUUCGGCUUAUUUGACUAG
This is a messenger RNA of Phacochoerus africanus (Common warthog), 348 nucleotides long. RefSeq names its product 60S acidic ribosomal protein P2-like. Gene Ontology annotation, biological process: cytoplasmic translational elongation. Lineage: Eukaryota; Metazoa; Chordata; Mammalia; Artiodactyla; Suidae. The coding region runs from base 1 to 348 and encodes 115 amino acids. The transcript has a single exon. Gene Ontology annotation, molecular function: structural constituent of ribosome. Gene Ontology annotation, cellular component: ribosome; cytosolic large ribosomal subunit. The record is from RefSeq and is a predicted model, not a curated record.